AUAACGAUACAACUGCUUACAGUCAAUAUCAUAACAAUCAAUCAAUAGCUAUUCAAGGUUCGUCUAUCUAGACCAUUGUGCUAUCAUACCACGCUAUCCAUUUCAAACGAUUACUUUCCUGUUGCUCAGCAUCUUUUAAUUGGUAUAAGAUCAAUCGCAUCACAAACAUACAAACAAACAGAUAAACGUCAUCAAGUGACAAAUCAAAUUAAAGCUUUGUAAAUCAUAACAUAGCUUGUUACUUACUUUCUAUUUCAUUAUAUUUGAGGAUUUCAUUGCUAAGAACUCUCAGAAAUAAUAUUAUGUUUAAUCUUAAUAGGCACUAUUACUUUUUCAAUUCAAGUUUCCCAGAUUCGGUAAUAUACCUUUGCAACCUUUAAGGAGACCCACCCAUUAUUCAUACAAUACUAUAGAUAAUAGAGAUUUAUAAACAGACAGACAGAUAACAGAUAAGCAACCACAAACAAAAAUCAAGUAUGGCUAAAAGUCCCAAAGUGCCAUAUCAUAAGAAUUCAAAGGCAGUUUCAAAUGGCUUGAAUUCAAAACAUUCAACUUCAGUUGGAGGGAAAAACUUUAAAUCAUAUAAAAAUCAAUAUUAUAAAAAUGGUCAUAAUAAUAGUAUAAAGAAUCGAAGAUUUAGUAUAGCGGAAUCAUCUUCAUCUGAUUCAGAUAAAAUUUAUGAUAAUGCUACUGUAUAUGAAGUUGAAUCCAUAUCAGAUUCAGAAUCUUCUUUGACGGCUGUUUCAGAUGAUGGUAAUAAUACUACAUCCAAACAAAAUCAAUUCACAUCCGCAAAAUAUAAUAAAAAGACUAAAAGUGGUAUUAAAGGUGUAAGUAAUAAGAAAAAAUCAUCUAAAAAGUCCAUAAAUUGGGAUUGGAAUCAGAAUAUAAAUGAUAAUUCCGAUGACUCUGAAGAUGAUGAUGACGAUGAUGAUGAUGAAGAAGAUUUAUUCUCUAGUUCAGAUGAUGAAUCAGAUGUUGAUUUCAUUAAAUUACAAGCUCAAAAGAAAGUAAAAUCACUUCAAGCUGCUCGUGCCAUGAAAGCUUUAAAAGCAAAACAAAUCCCCGUAACCACCACUAAUGUUGAUGAUGGUUCAGAUAUUGAUCUGGAAUUAGAAUCUGAAUCGGAAGUUGAUAUUUCUGAUAUAACUGCUCUUGCACAACAAAAACCCACCACUAAAAAACAACAAAUCAACGAUAAUCAUAAUAAUAAUAAUAAUAAUAAUAAUAAUAAAGCUAAAUUCGGUAGACGUCGGUCAGAUGCGGUAAUACCUGAUGGAAUCAAUUUCACAUUUGAAUUCGAUGAUUUCGAAAAGAAAGACAAUAGUGAUAAUGAAAAUGAUGAAGAUCAUGAUAUCGAUGAUGAUAAUGAUGAUGAAGAUAUGGAAUCUACCACUACGAGUAACGUUGAUGAAAAAUUCGAAAUACAAGAAGAAGAUAUUGGUGAAGAAAUUGAUAUUGAUACGGAAGGGAAUAUACCGAAUAAUGCUGAUGUGAUUGAUAAAGUUACUGAUUUUAAUUUUGAUUUUGAUAAUCAAUUAAUUCAAGUUCCUAAAAUCAAAGAAAGUGAAUUAAGUUCUGAUGAUGAUUAUGAAAUCGAUGAUAAUGAACUUUUAGCCACUUUACAGGCUGAUAAUGAUUUAGAAGAAUUCACUAAUAGUGGGGUUGAAAAACAAACUAAAUUUAGAAGAAGUAGUUCAGCAGAUUCAGUUGGAGAUGAUGAAGAAAAUGAUCCAUUUUUAAAAGAAGAAGAAAAAUUCUUAGUUAAUGAAUUUGAAACUAAUGGAUUUGAUGAAGAAGAAGAAGAAAUUGGUAUUGAAGAUUAUAAUUUCAGUGAUUCAUCCAAUCGUAAAACUUUAAUAAAUUCUUUUAAAGCCAUUGAUACUCAUGGUGAUUCAACACAUGUAUUACAAUAUGAAAGUAGUAUUGAUAGUGGAUCUGAAUCAGAAGUCGAAGAUGAUGAUGAAGAUGAUGGAUAUGAAGAUUUAAUUGAUUUUAAUGCUCCAUUUUUCACUCAUAACAAACCACAACAUAAUAAUAAUAAUAAUAAUCAUCAUACUGAUGAUGCCAGUAUUAAAUCACAAACCAAUAGUGAAGUACUGGAUAUAAAAGAUAAGAAAGAUAAACAUAAACAUAAGCAUAAACAUAAGACAAAACCAAGUGCCAUGAAUAGUGAUGAAGAUGAUGAUACCUAUUUAUGGAAUUAUUUCUUUAGUUCAGAUGAUGGAGGAUCAAGUGAUGAAGAAGAUAAUGAUGGGUACGUUGAAGAUGAUGAUGAUAAAAUAGCGGAUGAAAUUUCAAAAAGCAUGGAUACCAAAACUUCCAAUCGUCGUAUGACUUUAACUGCAGCCCUUAACAAUAAUAGAAGAAAAAGUGUCGCCCCAAAUCUUGAAUUCAGUGAUCGUUCAAACAUUGAUGAUGGAUAUGAAAGUGGAGAAUCUACAGAUGAAGAUUUAAACUUACCUACGUCAACCAAUAAAACCAAAGUUGGUUCACAAAAGGCUAAAGAAGUUUUAUCAUCCAAGACUGCAGAUUAUCGUCCUCCAAUAUUAGGUACUUGGGUUGCUCUUGAUAGUAAACCAUUUGGAAUUAUUGAUGGAUUAUCAACCAGAAUCUUACAAACUGGUAGUAUCAAUAAAGCAUUUGAAAUUAAAAGUAAAGCAAGAAGAAGUAUAGUAGCGGCUCAUAAUGAUGUUUCUGAUGAUGCUAUGGGAUUAGAUGAAUUAUUAAAUGUAAGUGAACUUGAUAAUGAUGAUGAGAAUGAUAUCAAGAUUUGGAGAGAUUUCAAUAGUCAAAAGAAAAAAGUUCCACUUGGGGCAUUUAGAAAUAAAUCAAUUUUACAAAAUGCUUUGGUUCAUCCUGAAAAUGUCACAUCUCAUUAUCAAACUAGUAAAAGUUCUUAUACUAAUAAUAACAAGCAUCGUAAACCAUCAGUGCCCAAAGUAUCCAGUCAUGUGAACAAGCCAAGUAGUAGUUCUAGAAAGAGCUCCGUAGUGGCUGUUUCUGUUGCUGCUAUACCUGCUUCUGCUAUUCCUGCUUCAAGUUCAUUAUCUACAAAACAAAAGAGAAGAAGAGCAUCAAUUGUGGAAGCAGUUUCAGAAGGGUUCAGAUCGACAAAAUCAGGUUUAUUCAAUGAAACUGCACUUCUGAAUGUAGAAGAGAUGCUUGGAGAUGAUAAUGAUCUUAUGGCAUUGAUCAAAGGACUUUGAAGUAGCUUUGUUUGUUUCAGUUUAUGGCAUCAUAUUUGUGUUUCAGAUUAUUUCUCCUAUCACACAAUGUUACAAAAGUAUAUUAUAAAAAAUUAAAAAAUUAAAUUAAAAUUAAAAAAAAAAAGAAAGAAAUUCGGUUUAUAAGUAAUUGGUUAGGGUGUUUUAAAUUAAAUAGUAAUGUAUAACUUUUUGAUUGUUUUAAAUGUGUUUCAGAAUACUGUAAAUGUAAGUUGAGCUUAUCAUACUUUUCUUUUUGUAAGGGUCGUGUGCAAAGUGCCAAAAAUAAAACCGUUUAAACGUAAA
This is a messenger RNA of Scheffersomyces coipomensis, 3512 nucleotides long. It is a transcript of the gene IFH1, whose product is annotated as Ifh1p. The record is from RefSeq and is a predicted model, not a curated record. NCBI's taxonomy places the organism in Eukaryota, Fungi, Ascomycota, Pichiomycetes, Serinales, Debaryomycetaceae. Gene Ontology annotation, molecular function: transcription coregulator activity. The coding region runs from base 477 to 3209 and encodes 910 amino acids. Gene Ontology annotation, biological process: regulation of ribosomal protein gene transcription by RNA polymerase II. The transcript has a single exon.